Messenger RNA from Gambusia affinis (western mosquitofish), 3920 nucleotides. It is a transcript of the gene cass4, whose product is annotated as Cas scaffold protein family member 4. Gene Ontology annotation, biological process: cell migration; cell surface receptor protein tyrosine kinase signaling pathway. Gene Ontology annotation, cellular component: plasma membrane; cytoplasm. The coding region runs from base 45 to 2564 and encodes 839 amino acids. The record is from RefSeq and is a predicted model, not a curated record. The transcript has 7 exons. Gene Ontology annotation, molecular function: protein binding. NCBI's taxonomy places the organism in Eukaryota, Metazoa, Chordata, Actinopteri, Cyprinodontiformes, Poeciliidae.
GGGAGGGGGGAGGGUUGCCGUGUGGCCAAUUGGAGCUGCAGGAAAUGGUCUGGCUGUGUGACGGGAGCUCCGCCCCCAGCCGGGGCUCUGACAGCUCAGACGCCGCGAGGAGCUCCGCCAGGCUGCUCACUCACUCCGUCCUGCUGAGAUGGUCCAGUGAAGACGCUCUGUGGACGCACUGCAGGUCAACCAUGAGUAAAUUUGCCAGGGCUCUGUACGACAACGUCGCGGAGUGUGCGGACGAACUUGCCUUCAGAAAGGGCGACAUCAUCAUGGUGAUGGAGCAAAAUGUGUCGGACAACAGUGGAUGGUGGAAGUGUUCCCUGCACGGCCGACGUGGGGUGGCCCCCGCAAACCGACUGGAGCUCCUGCCACAGACCAUGACUGCAGCAGGGCCCCUAAGGCACGAUGCGGAAACCCCCGCUAUGAACAAAGCUAAAAGUCACGUCAACGUGCAAAACAUCUACCAGAUCCCGAGCCCACCCCGACCCAUCAACACCAUCACCUACGAGCGCAUGGACGGCCAAAUCCCAUCGGCAUCGAGGCAGGAGACAAACGGACCGGUCCAGAACAAGCCUCCGUUCUCCAGCCUUGCUUCCAGUCCAAAAAGGGAAGUCUACGAUGUGCCGUCCCAAGCAAGACAAGCUUAUCUUUUAGUUGAAUCAUCACCUCCAGGCCAAAUCCCAAAGACAAAAUUUCUUGCUUCAGUUUUAGAGCCGGAGAACGCGUCCGACACUCCAGAGAGUUUAAGGAGCAACAGUCAAACAAACUCUUAUGUGUAUGCAGUUCCCCCAUCUCUGGCUCAGGACCCAAACUAUGACAUUCCUGUUCCCUCAGGCACAGAAUACCAACAUAUAGUUCCCAGUGGAAUCUGCACUCUUCCUAAUCCCCGCAAACACGAGUGGAUCUACGACGUACCGGCGGGUUCUGAGAAGCAAGGUUCUCCCCAAGGCACCUAUGACACCUUGCCAACCAGAGCUACUUGCAGGCAGCGAUAUGACACUAUACCUGCUCAAAAAACGAGUCCAAACUCUUCAAUUUAUGAUACGCCGAAACCCUGCAUUGUUGAAAAGCCGUGUCCCCCUAAAGCAUUCCCUCGUCCCCCACUCUCAAAUAAACCUCCAACUCAGCAGCCAACAGAGGAGUCACCAUAUGAUGUUCCACCCAAAGAAGAUCCUCUCCCCCAUGUGGUGAGUGAUCCUCUAGGAGAUCAUAAAUCCCUUGAGACAAGGGGUGACCCAAAAAAUACUCAGGAACUGGAAAGGGUGCGUCUACAGCGGAUGAGGCUCUUUUUGGCUUCUACGACUUUUCAUGACUUUCCAGGAAGCGGGAAGGCAAUGGUACCAGAAAACGAGCAACUCAGAUCAGGUCUCUCUGCAGUGCUUAAUCAAAGAAUUAGCACGGCCUCCAGCUCUUCCACCAGCUCUUGUGACUCUCUAUCCUUAAGCUCAUCGUCCCCUGAACCUCUUCGAGAAGUGGCACUGAGCCAGGAAGAAGCUUGCCGAAAACUCCUUGAGCUUCAGGAUUCUGUUUGUGGGGCUAUGCCCCAGCUCAUGGACUUCGUAAGCAGCAACUGGAGGUGUAAAAGCCAUUUGGAGAAACACCUGAAAGAAAUCAAGAAAGCAACAGAGACAAUCGUAUCAACUGUGACAUGCUUUCUCAAUUUUGCCCUUGAUAUUAAGGGCAAUGCUCGUCGUUUAACUGAUACUAAUCUGCAAACCAGGCUCUACAAACAGCUGUCCAUAGUAGAAGAUUCUGGUGUGAUCCUACAACAAACGGCGAGCUCUCUGAACACGGCUGGCUGGCUCCUUGAUACACUCUGUCAGGAUGCAGGCCAGACCCACAACCCUGACCAGCUUGAUCGUUUCGUGAUGGUGGCGCGCACUGUACCUGACGAUGUCAAGCGCCUAGUGUCCAUCAUCUAUGGGAACAGUAAGCUUCUUUUUAAAACUCCUCAAAAAGACCAAGAGCCUGUUAGCAAUGGAAGUCCACCACAGACCAAGAAAAAUCCUGACAAAACAUUAGGAGGACAAGAAUCGCAAGAAGACGACAAUGACUACGUAGAGCUACAGAGAAAAAUUGAAGAAAGGAAGCCAGAAGAAAUACUUAAGGGUCCAAAAGAAAACAUCUCACCAGCCUCUAAACAGGUUGAGAAUAAGCGUAACUCGUCUGACUCCAGCAGCAGCACAGAAGAACACCAGUCAGCCUCCCUGUCGGAGCACUGCCGUCUUUACUUCGGAGCUCUUCAAAAGGCUAUUGGUGGCUUUGUGGAAAGCCUUCAAAAUAACCAGCCACCGGAGAAGUUCAUCUCUCAAAGUAAGCUGGUCAUCAUGGUGGGCCAGAGACUGUUGGACACUCUUUGCAAGGAGGCCCAUCGUCGAGGGUCCUGCCAAAACCUCCUGUGCAAGAGCAACCACCUGUGUGCUCUCCUCAAGCAGCUGGCCGUGGCCACCAAGAAGGCCGCUGUGCACUACCCAGAAAAGCAAGCCCUGCUGGAAGUCCAAGACUUUGCUAAGGAGCUAGCACAGAUAGCACAGCAAUUUCGGAUAUCGCUCGACCUCUGAGCGGAGGCGCCAAACUAAUUUGUUUGCAGAGCAAAAGCAAACGUGUCGUCCAUCAGCGUGUGUUUGUUUCCAUUUCAGCCACUGCCUUGACAGCUUCUGAUAAAUGUUGGGUUUAAUAGCAAAUGCAGGCGUUUCCAAUAUUAAACGUGGAUGAGUGAAGAAGUUGUCUUUGUAAUGGGCGCGGAUAACUUUGUUGCACAUUUGGCGUACUGGAAUGUGAUGUUGCUGAUUUUCAAAUGCAAUUUCAGUAUAGGGUUAAAAUUUGGUUUUGGUAUUCUAAUUCAUAUCUUUGUUCUGUGAAUGUACUUUGUUGGAUUUGUGUAUUUUUUAAAAUUUCUCUUUGAAGAAAAUGUUACCUCCGAGGUAAAUGUUUGAUACAUCCUGCCUUCUGUAAAUGUUCUGUACAAAACACCUUCAACAUUCAUAAAGUUUAAUGUCAAAAACCGAAAUACGUUUAAGUUUCACUGAUGUUAUGACUAAACACUGAAAACCUAAUGUUAGUCAUUAGGUUUUCAUUAACGCUUUACAGCGUUAAUGUUGGGGUCUUCUGGACUUUGCAAAGUCCAGAAGACCCCAAAGCACUCCACUCUACAUUCAGUCAUUCACACACACGUUGUCCUGGCGGUCUAACAGAGGCCAGGCUGACACGCACCAGCGCCACCUGUUGGGCGCUCUGAAGACCAGCAGCAGGCAAGGCGGGUGAACUCUUAGCCAAAAGACACAAAGUGACAUCAGAUUUCUGUGGUAUUUUUAUGAUAUUUUGACUCCGCAUGCUGUCAGUACACAAAUGCUAACCUUUCCGUAACAACUUUGACAGCAGGUCAAACUUAUGAAUCAUUUUGUCCUUUUUACACACACCGAUUGCCAGAAUAGAAAACAUUGCGGCAUUGCGAAUCUUAGACCUAGCAUGAAAACCUACUUCUGCUGUAGCUUCACCUCAAAAACAACAGUAAAACCAUUAGAAGUGAUUUUAUUACUCGCACAGUGCCAGUCAUCAACAAAAUAUCACUUCAAGACAAACGGAUCCAGUUUCUACAUCCAGCAACGUACAGCUACUGUGUAAUCACAGGCAGAUUUGUGGAUUAGUAAGGUUUGUGGAUCUGAAUCGCAGUGAGAACCUGCUAGCUGCUGUCUGAAAACAGGCGAAGAAACAGAAUCCGGUGAUCUGUGAUGAACUGGCAGCUCUAAGAAAAGAGGAACCGUCUGGCAGAAUCUGGGCUAGAAGCUGAUGUUCUGUCAGAGCAGAUGACAGAUGACAAAGAUGGACCAGGGAAAUAGCCAACAGUAGAAAUAGCUCUUCUCAAGAUUUUGAAUUCAUUUGCUAACAAAAAAAGUCAAACUUAAGUGUUUUCUUGC